UGUUGUGAUUCAUUCACGAAUCACGAUCACGAAUAACUUAGUCGUUAAUUUUCCUCCCUAACUUUUUGAAAGCAAGUGGAAAGUCCUCAUUUUUAUCUUGUUUUAAAGUUUUGGAGGAAUCAAAUGGAGUGAAGCUUGUAGCUCAGCACAUGGUGUUGGUGGUGUUUUGAGACUUUGAGGGAUGAUGGAAGUGCCUGAAGACCAGGUUGACUUGAUUGACUUGGUGUUCUCUUGGUCUCUGGAAGACAUACUCAAUCAUGAUCUCUUACGGGACGAGGUGAAAGAGAUCCCAGAGACUUUCGAAUCGGUUAAACAUUAUGCUGAAUCAUUCAUUUUUCCUUUAAUGGAAGAGGUUCGAUUUGAUUUAUGCUCAGCAUUGGAGAGAAUUGAUAGAGCACCUCAUUCUAACAUCCUUUCUUUUAAAGAAACUAGUUCAAAUGGGCAAAAGCCGCAGAACAUCUAUGAAAUUUAUAUUCAUGGUUGGAACAAUGCUUCAGCCAGUGGCAGCAAAGAAGAUUACAAGCUAUUGCCAGGAGAUAUUCUAAUUAUCUCUAAUAUCAGACCUGAAUUUGUUGAUGACCUUAACCGUUUUGGAGUUCACUACAUUUUUGUUUCUGUUAAAGGAAUUGAAGAUGAUGUUGAAUCUGCAAAACGGUUUAAGGUCCGAGCACCAAAGGCAAUUGAGUUUGAUGAUGGAGCUCUCUAUGCUGUUGUCUUGUCGAAUAUGUUGCCCAACAGCCGAAUUUGGAAGUCUCUGAAGUCUCUUGGUUCUGCUUACUCCAUGUCAGGCAAUUUGGAUGUUGUGAAACAUGUUUUGUCUGCUGAUGCUGUGAGUAGAGAAGGUUGCAAUCUCUGUAUUUCUGAACAUGCACCUGAAGCUUUCUGUAAUGCGAGCUCUAAGCUAAAUGAUUCACAAUUAGAUGCUAUCGUUAGCUCUAUUAAGGAGAUGCAGUGUUCCCACAAGCAUUCGGUGAAGCUCAUUUGGGGGCCUCCUGGAACUGGGAAAACUAAAACUAUCACUGAAUUGCUUUGGAUACUCCUCAAAAUGAAACGCAGGGUAGUUACCUGUUCACCUACAAACACCUCAAUUGUGGAAGUAGCUUCACGUUUCUUGAAGUUAGUUAAGAAUAGGAGACAAGCAGGCAGAUUGGGAGACAUUGUUCUGUUUGGUAAUAAUGACCGACUAAAGAUAGACGAUGAUCUUCGUGAAAUAUUUGUUGAUUAUCGUGUGGACCAGCUUGCCAAGUGCUUUGCUCCCCUCUCUGGAUGGCACAAUUGUAUUUCAUCUAUGAUUGAAUUUCUUCAGAAAUGUGUUAUUUUAUAUGAAACAUAUAUAGAGAAUGAAAAGAGAAAGGAGAAGGUAGAUGACAUGGUCAUCAUACCAUUGGUUGAGUUUAUGAGGAAAAGAUUUGAUAUCCUUGCUUCAGACCUUGAGACUUGCAUUGAGAAUUUAUCUAUUCAUAUGCCACCAGCUAUAGUAUCAACAAGAACUACUGAAACAAUGAUGGAGCUGCUUGAUAUGCUCAACUGUUUCAGAAUGCUUGUGUUUGAAAGCUCUCUUGCUGAGAAUGAAAUCAGGGAAGUCUUUACUGAAUUGGAAGAAGUAGAGAUAACUACUGACUUGUCCAAGAAUAAUCCUGGCACUGUGUUAAUGGAGGGAAAUAUGCUGUUUCAAUUGCGCAAUACUAGAGGCCAUUGCUUACGUUUGCUUGAUUAUCUUAAAGUAACUGUCAAUGUUCAGAAAAUUUGGCAAAGAACACUGAUAAGGGAUAUCUGUUUGGAAAAUGCAGCCAUUGUUUUCUGCACAUCCUCUUCUUCCUUUUUGUUACAUUUCCUUAAAACGCCACCUUUGGAUUUGUUGGUUAUUGAUGAAGCCUCCCAACUGAAGGAGUGUGAAGCCACAAUUCCAUUGCGCCUCCUUGGUGUCAAGCAUGCUGUUCUCAUUGGUGAUGAACGGCAACUGCCUGCAACAGUUAAAAGCGAGGUUGCUGAAAGAGCAGGUUUUGGAAGAAGCUUGUUUGAGAGAUUGAGCUCAUUGGGCCACCCGAAGCAUCUUUUAGAAAUUCAAUAUCGGAUGCAUCCUUCCAUUAGUUCAUUCCCUAAUCAUCAAUUUUAUUUUGGCAAAAUUCUUGAUGGUCCAAAUGUGAAAACCACGGCUUAUGAAAGACGGUUUCUUUCCGAGGAAAUGUUCGGUCCUUAUUCCUUUAUAAAUAUUUCGGAUGGAAAGGAAGAAGAAGAUGAUUCAGGCAGUAAAAGAAAUUUGGUUGAAGUUGGCGUUAUUGUGCAAAUUGUCCAAAUCCUUCUGAAAGUUCAGAACUCAUCAAAAGAUAAGUUUAGCAUUGGAAUAGUAUCUCCUUAUGCUUACCAGGUUGCUGAGAUCACCAAAGGAAUUGGAAGUGUCAAUGUGCCAAAGGAUAAUAUUGUUCUAAAGGUGAAUUCUGUUGAUGGAUUUCAAGGGGGAGAGGAAGAUGUCAUUAUACUUUCUACUGUCAGAUCAAACACCACUGGAAAAAUCGGAUUCCUUUCAAAUCAUCAAAGAGCAAACGUUGCUUUGACAAGAGCAAGGCACUGCUUAUGGAUUGUUGGCAAUGCUGCUACUUUAGAAAAAAGUGAUUCAGUGUGGACUGCAUUAAUUCGCAAUGCAAAGAAGAGAGGAUGUUAUUUCGAUGCUGUUCAGAACCAGAAUUUAUCCAGAGCAAUCUUGAAGAUUCAAAAAGAGCAAGAUCAAAUCGAUGCUCUGCUUGCUGCAGACCCAGGAAUGCUGAUUCAAAGUGCUAAAUGGAAGGUACUUUUUAGUGAUGAAUUUAGAAAAGCAUUUUCAAAGUUGAAGACGACCCAGAUCAAGAUGGAAAUGAUUCAUGUGCUGCUAAGGAUUGCAAAUGGCUGGCGUCCAAAGAAAGAGCAUCUGGAUGUAACUGAUUCAUUUAAGCUUUCAAGAGUAUAUCAGUUCAAAGAUUUGUAUCUUGUAUGGAGUGUAGAUAUUGCAAAACGAGAAAAAUAUAUCCAGAUUCUGAAAGUCUGGAACCUUUUGCCAAAGUUCGAGAUCCCAAAGUUUAUCAAACGUCUUGAUAAUAUAUUCUCAACAUAUACUGAUGAGUUUAUAGAACAUUGCAGAGCUAAACAAGUUGAGGGGAAGCUUGAAGUUCCCAGGAGCUGGAAUGUAGUUCAGUAUAUGACUCGUUAUAAGAAACUUUGCAAAGUUGAAUCUCUUGAAGGUUCAUCUAGUGAAGAACCGGAUACUGGAAACUUUUUAGAGAACUCUAAGGUAAAUGAAAGUCUUCUUCUGAUGAAGUUUUACUCAUUAUCUGCUGGGGUGGUGGAACACUUGCUGACUAGUGAUGAUGGGACUGAAAUUGAAAUUCCAUUUGAAUUGAAUGAAGAAGAAGAAGAAAUUAUUCGUUUUUGUUAUAGCAGCUUUAUAUUGGGGAGGUCCGGUACAGGAAAAACUACCAUUUUAACUAUGAAGCUCUUUCAGAAAGAACAGCAGCAGCAUGUAUCCUCCAAUGGACUUUUCUCCAUUAAUAAUAAUGCCUCUAGCAUAGCUUCAAAUGAUCUUGAAGAGAACUCUGGGAAUUUCUUAAGGCAGAUUUUUGUCACAGUCAGCCCAAAACUUUGUUCAGCUGUCAGAAACCAGAUAUUUCGUCUCAAAAGAUAUGCCACUGGUGGGGAUUUUUCCAGUCCAAUUGACACUACUGAUAUGCAUGAUAUUGGUGAGAACAUAACGGAGUUUUUGGACAUUCCUGACAGUUUUCAUGAUCUCCCACAAAAACAUUACCCGUUGAUUGUGACAUUUCGGAAGUUACUAAUGAUGCUUGAUGGAACUGUUAUGAACACGUAUUUUGAUAGGUUGUUUGCCACCAAAGAAUUUCCGUCAGUUGAUGGGGGUGUUCAUAAAUCUCUUGCUGUUGAAGCUGUGAUUCAAAGCAAGGAAGUUAAUUUUGAACACUUUUUGGGUUCAUAUUGGCCACACUUCAGCAAUCAGUUAACCAAGAAACUUGACCCAUCAACUGUUUUUGCAGAAAUAUUUUCUCACAUAAAAGGUGGGUUUGAGGGAGGAUGUUCUCUUGAUGCUAAACUCGAGAGGGAAGAUUACAUCAUACUUUCUGAGAAGAGAGCAUCUACUUUAAAUGCAGAACAAAGAGGGAGAAUAUAUGACAUAUUUCUUGACUAUGAGACGAAGAAACAAAUGAAUGGUGAAUUUGAUUUGUCAGAUUUAGUGAUGGAUCUUCAUCACCGAAUUCAAACAUAUGGAUACCAUGGUGAUAAGAUAGAUUUUAUUUAUGUUGAUGAAGUUCAGGAUCUUACAAUGAGACAAAUAGCAUUAUUUAAAUGCAUCUCUAGUAAUUAUGCAGAGGGUUUUGUGUUUGCUGGUGAUACUGCACAGACAAUUGCAAAGGGAAUAAACUUCAGAUUUGAAGAUAUUAGAUCACUUUUUUACAAGGAGUUCCGGCAUGAACCCAUAAAUGAUUAUCAGAAAAACACCAAGGGCAGAGUAAAUCGCAUCUCUGACAAGUUCCAACUGAAUCAGAAUUUCAGGACUCAUGACGGUGUUUUAAAAUUGGCACAGAGUGUUAUUGACCUGCUUUAUAAGUACUUUCCAUUGUCCAUUGACAAAUUGUCUCCAGAAACUAGUUUGGUCUAUGGUGAAGCACCAAUGGUACUUCAUUCGGGCAGUGAUGAGAACGCAAUAAUGACUAUUUUUGGAGAUGGUGGGAAGAUUGGCCAUGGCGUAAAUGGUUUUGGUGCAGAACAAACAAUCCUUGUUCGUGAUGAAGGUGCUAAGCAGCAAAUUCUCAAGCAUGUUGGGAAACAAGCUCUUGUUCUGACAAUUGUAGAAUGCAAAGGUCUAGAAUUUCAGGAUGUGUUGUUGUAUAAUUUCUUUGGAACUUCGCCGCUUAAAAACCAAUGGAGAGUUAUUUAUGGAUAUAUGAAAGAACAUUGCAGAACAAAGUCCACUGAGCUGAUAUCAUUUCCCUCAUUUGAUGAUGCUAAGCAUAAUAUCUUAUGUUCAGAGUUGAAGCAACUGUAUGUUGCUAUCACUCGAACUAGGCAGAGACUUUGGAUUUGUGAGAGCACUGAAGAGUAUUGUCAGCCAGUUUUUGAUUAUUGGAAGAGUUUGUGCCUUGUCCAAGAAAGACGCUUGGACUGCUCUUUUGCAGAAGCCAUGCGCAGUACUAGCAGCCCUGAAGAAUGGAAGGCACGUGGCAUUAAGCUGUUUAACGAAAAGAACUUUGAAAUGGCUACAAUGUGUUUUGAACGAGCUGGAGACGAGUACAGAGAAAAAUGGGCGAAAGCAGCUGGUCUUUGCGCUACUGCAGAUCGUGUUAUUUCUGUAAAUUUUGAAAUGGGUCAGAUGGCACUGAAAAGUGCUUCUGAAAUCUAUGAAGCCAUUGGUAAAGCUGAGUUGUCUGCUUCCUGCUUCAUAAAAUUAAAUGACUUCAAAACAGCAGGUACGAUAUACUUGGAAAAAUGUGGGACAUCAAAGCUUGAAUCUGCAGGCGACUGCUUUGUGAAGGCUGAAUGUUGGUUGCUUGCUGCGGAGACAUAUGCAAAAGCCAAUUGUUUGUCCAAAUGCCUAUCCUCUUGUACCUCUGGAGGACAUUUUGAUUUUGGCCUGACCAUUUUAGAGGAAUGGUGGUCAAGUUCGCGCUUUGAUGAUCGAAGUCAUCAAGAAAUAGAUAAAAUUAGAAUUGCAUAUCUGGAGCACUGUGCGCGACAUUAUUAUGAGGCUGGCAAUAUAAAUCGUAUGAUGACUUUUGUCAGGGCUUUCCAUUCGAUGGAUCAGAUUAGGCCCUUUCUCAACUCUUUGAAUCUUCUUGAUGAGUUGUUUACCUUGGAGGUCGAAUCAAAGAACUAUUUGGAGGCUGCUGGCAUUGCAAGAGAUAAGGGUGACUUUAUACUUGAGGCUGAAAUGCUGGAAAAAGUUGGUGAUUUGGAGAAGUCCUGCAAGAUGAUAAUCUCUUUUGCAAUUGUGAAAUCUCUAUGGUCAUCAGGAAUGAAGGGUUGGCCUUUUAAGGAUUUUUCUGAAAGGGAUGAGCUUUUGAUAAAAGCCAAGUCAUUAGCAAAGAAAGUCUCGUGCUCCUUCUAUGAUCUUACCUGUUUAGAAGUUGAAAUACUCUCAAAAAGAGCAGCCAGUCUACAAGAAUUGUCAGAAUUUUUACAAGCCUCUAGUAAAUUACAAAAUGUUCGGUUGGAGAUUUUUAGCAUUCGAAUGAUUCUUGAUUUGCAUCUUCAGUUGGACACAUCUAAAUUUCUUCCGGAAUCAAAAAUGAUCUUUAGCGAGGAACAUAUUGACAACAUGAUGUCUCAAAAUAACAUGUGUGCUCAUACAUUGCUGCAUUACUGGAAUUUGUGGAAGGAGAAGAUGUCCAAUGUGCUUUCUUAUGUCCUUUCACUUGAUAAACCUGAAGAAAAUGAGCUGUCGGUCUAUGAAGAUUACUGUUUGACUUACUUGGGAGUUUGGAAGGAGAAAGUUGAUAAAUAUGUGAUGAUGGAUUCUAAGACAAGUUGGAUUACAAACAAAAAAGUCCCUGUUUUAAGGAACAAAUACUUGGCUUGGAUGAGCGCAAAGCGGUUCCGGGCUUCUGCUGAAGAUAUCCUGAGUGAGGAACUUCUCUUUGUGGGUUUGGAAGUAUUAGAUAAACUGAAGGCACUGCAUGUAUUUUCUUUGAAGAAACAGCUUCCCAUGUUCAACCGAUGGAUGGUUUGCUUAUCUUUGUAUGAAACUGCUAAACAUCUCAAACAAGUGGAAUUUCUUCUUGAGCAACGGCGAAUAGAAAAAACAGGACAAUCUAUUUCAUUUUGUAAAGAAGCCUUGUUUGGUGAUAUUUUCCCCUAUGAAUGUCGAAAUGAUGUGUCAGAGUGUGUCAUUGAUCUACAUGAGAAUGCAACUACUAGGGAGAUUAUUGAGCUAAUGGUUGAUGAUAAUCUCAAGCCUCAGAAUGGCAGAUUAACGCAUGGGCAAAUCGGAAGGGUUGCAAUGUUGAUCUUAGUAAUCGGAAGAGUACCUGAUGAACUUUUUAAAAAGAUUGAUGACAAUUUAUCUUCCAUGCAACCAUGGAAAGAAUUCUUCUUAGUGGCACAGAAAUAUUUCAGUGAUUCUUGCUCUGGAAAGAUCAAUUUUGUUUUUGAAUUUCAGAACGCUCUAAGGAGCACAUUUGAGGUAGAAUGGAAGAAGGAACCUGACUACAUAUCCCCCAAGUGUUUUAUUUACCUCUUGGAAAACCUUCUACUUAUGUGUUCAUGUUGCAACGGAAGCAAUAGUACAUUUUUCACUACAAAGUCAUUACUUUGUGAAUUUAUUUCAUGGCAAAGCUUUGGAGGGCUUCUUGCUGCAUGUUCAACUGUUCAAGAUGCCUUGUUUAAUAACUACGGGACACUGGGAUUCAUUGCAGAUGUGACUAAAGGAUUAUUAGAGCAGAAGACAACCUUGAAACAGUGGAUGACCAUGUCUUCUAUUCCUUUAAUGCAUAUCAAAUCACUUGUUCUGAGAUUGGUCAACAUACUCAUUCUAGUGUAUCUAAAUGCUGGAUGGGAUAUGAGUCAGCUUGCUAAUGUGCUUCGGAAGUGUAAUAUCAUUUCAGAACUACCUGGUGCAUUUCAGCAGAAGCUUCAGAGUACAGGAUCUGCUCAUAGGCAUGACAGAUAUUAUUUUCGGCAAGCUUUUCUUGAUGCAAUGGAGAUGGCAGGAAACCCGCUUGUGGUUAUGUGCUCUGAAAAUAGUUGUCAAGAAUUCUCUCGUUGGAAAGCUAUUAUCAUUGAAUCAGAGAAAAUCAGCAGCAGGGAGGAUGUUCUUGCUGCAUUGUUUCCUAUCGUCGAGGAAACUAGUCCUAUUCAAGAUGGAGAAAGGCCUUCAGAUGAAUUAUGUCUUGUUUCUAAUGACAUUGGAGAAGAUGGAAACUCGAGUUUGACAUGUCCCUUGGAUGAAGCUCAAAUUGCAAAAGAUGAACAUGCAAUCGAGGAUUCUUGGGAAAAAUACAAUAGCUUUUGGGAUAUGCUAGAACUGCACAAAUGUGGUACCAUUGGUGGUAGCCAUGGCAGUAAUGCCGGUGAACUUAAGUUUGAUGAGGUUUUUCGAGUUCUGGAAUAUGUAAAAGGAUCAAUGAGUUUGCACUUGUCCGAAGGGCUUUCAGAUGCUUAUGACAUUCUUGAGGUUAUGGUUCACAACUUAAAGCUGCUAAAUAAGGCUUUGAAUCAUCCCAGUGAAAAGGAUAUGGAUGCUAAGAACAUGACUGAGGAACUCGAAGACAUCUACGCCAAGUUGCAGGACACUAAGCUGAAGUUACAACCACUUAUGAAAACAUUCUUCUCGGUUAGUAAGAUCAACCACUCUGCUGAACAGGCUGCAGUAGUAGCAGUACAAGAAGUCAAAGCAGUUGUUACUGAAAACCAGAAAGGCAAGGGAAAACAAAGCAAGAAGCCAAGGAAGAAGAAAAGGGCCAACAAAAAUUAGUGUGAUUUUGAUGUCAAAACCUUCAAAGCUAUCUUUCAUGAUCAUAUCUAUGAUGAUGAAGGUUAAAUAGGGUCAGUGUUGUGAUUAUAUUGUUCAAAUGAAAUACAUAGCGAUGAUGUAGUUUUGUCAUUUUGCACCUGAUUAAAGUGUAAGGCAAUGGACGGAUGAUUAUGUAAAUGCUUAUCAUGAAUGAAUAUCAUAGUUUUGCAGGGUGUUUUUUGGAAA
Molecule: messenger RNA, 8677 nt
Organism: Dioscorea cayenensis subsp. rotundata (Guinea yam)
Lineage: Eukaryota; Viridiplantae; Streptophyta; Magnoliopsida; Dioscoreales; Dioscoreaceae
Exons: 14
Coding region: 182-8452 (2756 amino acids)
Molecular function (GO): ATP binding; helicase activity; hydrolase activity
Source: RefSeq, a predicted model, not a curated record